This is a messenger RNA of Saprolegnia diclina VS20, 2184 nucleotides long. RefSeq lists its product as hypothetical. The transcript has 15 exons. NCBI's taxonomy places the organism in Eukaryota, Oomycota, Saprolegniomycetes, Saprolegniales, Saprolegniaceae. The coding region runs from base 206 to 2140 and encodes 644 amino acids. The record is from RefSeq and is a predicted model, not a curated record.
CUACUUCUCCGAACGUCGGCUUGAACGCUAAUACUGCCAGAGCUAUCUGCCAGCUGCGUACUUGGGUCGAAGCUCGACUUGGCUGCUCUUGCCGGAAGGUCUCCUCCUGAACGAAGGGCAACUUGGCGUCGGCCGGAUCUUUCCGGAUAAUACAAUGGUAUCCGGUUGAAAGCGUUUUCCCGCCGACGCGAGAGAGCAGAGAGCGAUGGCCGAGAAGCUGGCGACGGAGCUUCAGAUCCCGGGGAUCAGCCCCCUCCAGCUGCAGGACAUGACCUGGAAGACGAAGGAGAAGGUGCUGCUGCUGCUCCUCGAGAAGAACGCGUCGUCCGAGCCGAUCUACGACGAGCUCAAGAACCUUGCCGCCGACCGCAGGCAGGAGCGCGCCUUUGAGAAGACGGACGGCGCCAUGUCGAAAGACGCGCUGCGCAAGAAGGAAGACUCGUACCGCGCCAGCUUUAUGAAGGUCGUUGCCAAGGAGCUGGCGCGCAUGGGCGCACCGUCACUCGUGACGUGGCAGCGCCUCGUCCUCGAUAAGGACUGCACGUACCAAGCCAUUCGCAUCUUGCUCACAAAGAUCAAGUCGUCACAGAAGAAGCGAUCGGGCAGCGCUUUGUUGCCGCUCUUGGAACCGAAGACGCGGCCAUCGACGAUGGACGACAAGCCGAUGUGGAUCUCGACCUCCGAGCCCGAGACCAAGGCCGUGACGCCUCCACGGAGCGCGACCUUGAUCCCGACAAAGCCCGCCAAAGCUGUCGUUAAACGCCCGGCGUCGCCCAAGCCUCCCGCAUCCAACCAGGUCGAGGAGGUCGCCCCCGACAUGGUUGUGCAGCGUGUGACGACGGCGCCAAAGCCGGCCAAGCUCAAAGUCGACCCCAAACUGCAAGCAGCGCUACUCGAGAACGAAGCGUUGCGCAAAGAGAUUGAUCAUCUCGAAGGACUCACUGCGACGCUCCUCCAAAGUUCCGACGAGCCUCUGCAAGGCCCGAGCGCCGACCGCCGCGUCCGCUUCUUGAAGGCCCAGAACCACCAACUGCAGCGUCAAGUGGACAUGCUCCUCGACGCCGUUGCCGCACGAGAAUCUGCAGCUACCGACCUGCAAGCACUGCUACAUGCGCUGAAUCAAGCUGUGGAAGCGGGCCUCGCCGACGCCAAGGAGGCUGGUGCUGACCAGACCAAGAAAAAGUGGAUGCUGGCUGUUCCCAGAGAUCUCCAGCAGACUAUCAAGCAAACCGAGCGCCAGCUACUCGGCCUCAACCGCUCGUUGGGCGCGAGCAUGGAGCAGAAGCUGCGCCACUCGGACGAUGGACUCCUGGAUGACAACUACACGGUGCUUCGUGUCCGCGAUGUACACAAUCAGCACAGUUGUCAUGGCCCGCUCCACAUGCCCAACGUCCAGCACUUGCGUUUCGACCGCUUGCAGCAGAUUGAGAGCCAUCUCGCGCAGCUCACGUCACAACUGCUCGGUUUUGCCAAAGACGCGACCGAAGCGACGCCUCCAUUGAUCAGCGACGCCGCGACCAUGCGUCUGCACGACCAAGCCCGGGAUCUCGCACGACACACACGAGCCUUGGCGACAGAAACGGCAUCGCUGGGUGCCGUCGUCUGUGUGCACGCUGUCGGUCCUGGCUUUGAGCACCAUCAUCCUUCACGACCUACGGUGGCAGCCAUCGUGGCGGAGCUGCCGCCGUUCCCAAGCGCCCACAAAGAGCGAGAAAAGGGCGUGCGUCUGCAGCUUCAACGUCUCGAUGCCCACCUCAGCGGCGUUGAAGCGCGGCUCGAGCAAGGUCUUGGCGAACUAGCGUCAUUGCAGCAGAACGUGCGUGGUCAAGCCUCUGCGUGGCGAACCAUGCUUCAGAACGUGGACACGGUUUUUACCAAGAAGGUCCAGUGGGCUCAAGAGGCGCUCACGGCCGCCCUGGAUGGUAUCGUCCAAGUGUUUGAUGCCUUCAAAGCGCAGCAAGUCCACGGUGGCAUCAACCCGUACGGCAAUCUCCUGGUCGAGACGUUCGAGACACAGCGGUCCGCACUCGUCCAGGUCCGGCAAAGCUACACGCAGUACGCUGCGACAGCACGCGCCAAGCUUGACGCGUCUCUGGCCGACAUGACGCGCGCGAUCGAAAGUGUGACUGUCUCGAGCUAACACCAAACUCGUCUUGCGCAAGCAACGGCCGCUGCCUCCGUCAU